GGUGACGAUGUCGACCGAGCGGCCCACAUGGGGUGGUGGUUUGCAGCCGAGAUCAGCUGUCCCGCUCACUCACCGUUGCGAUCGUCGUCUGCCACAACUACUCGUACUCUCCCUUAACCCGCCUACCUACCCACCGCGAUCCAUUCUUGAAAUCCAAGCAGGGAGUGAUGAAACCCAGCGGACCUCGCAACGUAUUUGGAGUACUCGACAGGAAGACGUAACCGACUCUCUCCUCCCACCCCACUCCCCCGCACGAAAAUCAAUGCCACCACCAUGCCCGGCCUGCUACGAAAACUGGUCAUCUUCGCAGCGGUAGACGGCCUCAUCCUGCAGCCCCCGGUCGCGAACCUGAGAAAUUACGGAAACAAUGAUUCCGCCCUACUCAUCGACUACAAGACCGGCCGGGUCUCGUCGCUGCCGGCUUCCGCGUCGGAGUUGAGUGAGCGCGAUUCGGGGCUGGAGUCGUAUGGUCUUGUUGGCCUCUUGUCCGUCGCGUCGUAUUCGUUCCUGAUCGCCAUCACGCAGCGGCAGCAGGUGGCGCAGAUUCAAGGAAAACCGGUUUACGCUGUCACUAAUAUUGCGGUUAUCCCGACGUCGUCGCUGAAAGAUGCCUCGCAUGCGAUUGCCCAAGCGAGGGAGAGUUCCCGGCAGGGGGACGACGACGACGACGAGCAAGACGAGAUAGAGUCGGAUGGCACGGCGUCGGAUUCGGAGACCGAUGCGGGGGACACCGAUGUUGGCACCGCGCCGUCCUCGCCGGUCCAGACAGAGCACUCUUUGCACAAUCGAUCGAAUAGCAUCGCGGAGGACGUGAUGGGGAAACGGGUUCCCUUUGGUCGCUUCGCGGCCAACUGGCUGUCGAGGAAGACGCUGGGAUUGCCGGGGCUCGGGACGGUCGAUCAUGAUGGCAAUGGGUCGAUGCUGGAUACGAAGGAUGCGGAUGUACAGGGUAGUCCGACGGGAUCUGAUACGGAAGAGGCGCUGGCUGCGUCGGGGAGUGAAUCGAGUCCUGAGAGGGGAGAGGGCCCGUCGUCUUCGCCGUCGGUUGUGGAGCUGUUGCCCAAGUUGUUGCGCUAUACGAAGCUGAUCUUUGCGUCGCAUAAUUUCUUCUUCGCUUAUGAUUAUGAUCUUACGAGAAAUUAUGGAACGAGUGAUCUGUCGGCUAAGAGCUUGCUGCCGCCGCAUAAGGUUGCUGAUGAGUUGUAUUUUUGGAAUCGGCAUCUCAUGGCGCCUUUUAUCGGAGCGGGCGCUCAUAGUUACGUGCUACCGCUUAUGCAGGGGUUUGUCGGCCAGCGCGAAUUCACCGUCGCUGGUGCUGGACGCCCGUCUACUGAGGCAUCUGAUUCGGCUAGGCCGGAGGGCCAGAUGCUGGGCGAGACAUCUGCGGCAGAGGCCAUGGAGGCCGCUGCGAACAAGCGGGACUUCCUGCUCACGUUGAUCUCACGACGGUCGGUCAAGCGUCCCGGACUGCGCUAUCUCAGACGCGGGGUCGACGAUGAUGGAAACACCGCCAACACCGUGGAGACGGAGCAGAUCCUUUCGGUUCCCGACUGGGAUCCUGCGCACCGGGUAUACUCCUAUCUCCAGAUCCGCGGGUCCAUUCCACUGUACUUUUCUCAGUCGCCGUAUGCGCUCAAGCCGGUUCCUAUACUCCAUCACUCGACCGAGACGAACGAAUUGGCGUUUGAGAAGCAUUUCCGGAGCCUCAGCCGGAGGUACGGGAAGGUCCAGGCCGUGUCCCUCAUCGACAAGCUGGCUGGAGAGUUGAAGCUAGGCAAUGAGUUUGACAAGUACACCAAGUCUCUCAACGAGGCCGGGGGGAUCGAGGGCAAGCCACUGGGCCUGGAGUGGUUCGACUUCCAUAGCGAAUGCCGGGGAAUGAAAUUCGAGAACGUGAGUCGACUCGUCGACCGUCUGAAGCCCACGCUCGAGGAGUACGGCGACACGAUGGUCCAGAGCAACACAGUCCUCCGGACCCAAGCCGGCAUCAUCCGGACCAACUGCAUGGACUGCCUCGACCGCACCGGCGUGGCGCAAUGCGCCUUUGCCCAAUGGGCACUGGAGCGAGAACUGCAAUCCGAAGGCAUCGAUCUCGACCUGGCCAGCGACUCCUCCACGCAGUGGUUCAACACCCUCUGGGCCGACAACGGCGACGCCAUCUCCAAGCAGUACUCCUCAACGGCGGCCCUCAAAGGCGACUACACGCGGACCCGAAAGCGCGACUACCGCGGGGCGCUGAACGACUUCGGCCUCACGCUCACCCGGUACUUCAACAACAUCGUCAACGACUACUUCUCGCAAGCCUGCAUCGACUACCUCCUCGGCAACGUCUCCACCCAAGUCUUCCAAGAAUUCGCCACAGAGCUCCAAACCGCCGACCCAGGCAUCUCUGUCCAAAAGCUCCGCCAGAACGCCAUCGACACAAGCUGCCGCAUCGUAAUCAGCGACCCGUCCGAAGAAUUCCUCGGCGGCUGGACAAUGCUCACCCCGCGCGAGCCCAACACCCUCCGUACCCUCCCCUUCGAAGAAUCCGUCCUCCUCCUCACAGACGCCGCCGUCUACAACUGCCGCUUCGACUGGGACACCGACAAAGUGAUGUCCUCCGAGCGGGUCUCCCUGCGCUCCAUCUCGCGCAUCAGCCACGGCACAUACAUCACCUCCACACUGACAACCGCACAGACCGCCGAGCGCCACAACGUCGGCCUCGUCAUCGAGUACCGCGAAGGCGACUCGCACGACCUCCGCGUCAACACCCGCUCCCUUCACAGCAGCGUCGACACCACAGCCCUCGACAAGAACAGCGCGGCCCACUCCUCCGAAUGGCCCGUCUCCUCCUGGUUCAAGGGCCUGCGCGCGCCGACCGCCCGGAUCAUGGCCUUCAAGGCGCUCCCUGUUUCGAAUUCUGUAACCCAGACGAAGAACCCGGGGAGUCCGGCGGUGAGUGAGGGCGAUUGGGUCAGGUCGAUUUGCGAGGAGAUUCAGCGGGCGAUUGUGGCCAGCCCGGACACGGAAGGCCCUGAUCAACUUGUUGUUGAGAAGGGAGAGAUUAUCUCGUUGGAGGAUGCGAGGAAGAGAACGGGCAUCUUGGAGACGCUUGUGCAUGAUGUGAAGAAGUUGGUGUGGGCUUGACCUGUUUCUCUCUCCCCCGACGGGUUUAUUGCUUUCCCUGUGCGACUGUUUUCAGGUCGACUUUCUUCGGUUGACUGUUUCUUCCCAGUUUAUGUCUUCUCGCAGUUGUGGAUUGCAUAUUUUGCACAUAUUUUGCACAUUUAUAUUCAUAGUUAUGACUAUCAUUGUGGAUGCGUUAGUUGGUGCAGAGGUUUGCUUGGUUGUGCAUAUGAGUUUGAUGAUUUAUGAUAGUUAGUUGAUAGUUGAUAUUCUAGUCUCUGGC
Aspergillus candidus is the source of this 3391-nucleotide messenger RNA. RefSeq names its product SacI domain protein. The record is from RefSeq and is a predicted model, not a curated record. Gene Ontology annotation, molecular function: phosphatidylinositol-4-phosphate phosphatase activity. The transcript is spliced from 3 exons. Gene Ontology annotation, biological process: phosphatidylinositol dephosphorylation. Gene Ontology annotation, cellular component: endoplasmic reticulum. Lineage: Eukaryota; Fungi; Ascomycota; Eurotiomycetes; Eurotiales; Aspergillaceae. Bases 274 to 3129 code for a protein of 951 amino acids.